ACUUGACCCGCUUCCCGAAAACAAGUUAAAAGGAAAUAUGACGGAAGCCGAGCGCAAAGCCGCUUGGGAUGACUAUGCAAAUAAGCAACGCCAUCGUGGCACCGCCACGGACUUGGAGAAGCAGCAGCCUGCGUCCAAGAUCGUGCCCGGCGAAAACAACAACGACCCUGUCAAAGUGAUUAUGGAUGUUAUUCCCAGCCCUCCUGCGGUCCUGUCCGAAGUUUAACAAGUCCCUCUCUCCUCGACUCGCCUGAAAUUAUUUACUGCCUCCCGCCCCACUUCCCUUUAUACAUUUUUAGUCCUUACUACCCUACUACUUAUGCAGCUACUACUUACUACACUGAGGCCCCAAAGUACUACACCACCAAAGCAGCAGAGUACUAUACAACUGCUUCCUACUACACCACUAAGGCGCCAGAAUACUACACCACUAAGGCGCCAGAAUACUACACCUCAUCUGCGGCACCUUACUACAGCACUACGACCUACGCUGCUCCCAGCUACUACACCGAAGCUUGCACAGCCAAUCAGUCGAUUUGGUCGUCUUGGUUCCGCCGUCGUCGCCGCAAAUCAACCCCGUCAGUCCCGUGGCCGUCGAGGGACAGCCCACCGAAUUGGUUUACUCCAGCGCCGGCGGCAGUCCCGAUCCCGUUUUAAGGUGGUACCGGAAGGGCGAAGCCAACCCGUUGGAACCCGAUCCGGUCGAUUCAUCGCCACAAGUUUCAACCACACGCUCAGAUCCGUCAGCCUGGAAGACGACGGCCUCUACGUUUGCUUGGCCGACAACGGACUGGGUCAAGUCGGUGAGGCGGAAUUGCAGCUGGACGUUCUCCAUCCGCCCAUGGUGACCAUCGCCGACUCGCGCAAGGAAGUCGACAUCGGGUCCAGCGUCUCGAUCCCCUGCAACGUCUCGGCUAAACCGGCCCCGACUUCCAUCGAGUGGCUCAAGGAGGGCGACGCCCAGUUUAGAUCCAACGGACCCAUUUUGCGACUCAACCGCGUGGCAGCCGCCUAA
This is a messenger RNA of Daphnia pulicaria, 1015 nucleotides long. RefSeq lists its product as uncharacterized. The transcript has 4 exons. Lineage: Eukaryota; Metazoa; Arthropoda; Branchiopoda; Diplostraca; Daphniidae. The record is from RefSeq and is a predicted model, not a curated record. Gene Ontology annotation, cellular component: axon; neuronal cell body; plasma membrane. Gene Ontology annotation, molecular function: axon guidance receptor activity. The coding region runs from base 320 to 1015 and encodes 231 amino acids. Gene Ontology annotation, biological process: synapse organization; homophilic cell-cell adhesion.